UAUCCCUAACUACUAUAUUGAAUGCACUUAAAGCAAUCAUGGAUGAGUCCCAUAAUACCGAAAGAACCUCACCAUUCUAUAUUCAUGCGAACAACUCUUCUGCUUCUAAUUUUCAGACUCAGUCCAAUAACCUCGCUUCAAAUGUUUCCAGUGUGGGUUUCAACAAUCUCAAGAAGAUCAUGACUAAUUCUUCACUGGGAUCCAAUGUCAGUACUAGCACCUUGAAGACAAAUCCACUAACAAGAUUGUUCACGAAAAAUCGGUCAGUUACUAAUAUCUUCCAACCACCAAUUCAGUUUGACACAAGUUCCCAAUACAACAAUAGUGAUGAGGAAACUCAAUCGACAAUAUCUAGUUUGGAUACUAAGAAGCCUCAAAGUACGUCCAAGUUUCGACUAUCUAAAAGUAGAUUAUUUAACAACAAAAGUAACAAUGUCAAACCCGAAUUGACUAUUCAAACCAGUGGUCAUCAUGGGUUGAAGGUAUCAAAAAAAAUAUUGAGCUCAAGUCUGUUAAACGAUAAUACAGGUGUAACUGGGCGAAAGAACUCUGUGAGUUCUCCUGGAGGAACAUUUCAUAAUUUAUUUCACAGGAAUCAAGCCAUUACACAAUCCAAUCCAGAUUCGGGAAAGUUAAUGAAUCCAAAUGAUUUCAGCACGAAGCAGAAAACUAGCAGUGCAUCCAGAACUUCUUUGAGUCUCUCAUCAAAUAAUUCAAACUCGUAUGUUUCUGAUAUCAAGUUUGCUCUGUUGUAUAAAUUUACCGACCCCGACUAUUCUGUCGAAGAGAUUGAGGCACCGAAUGAUCACACUAUGUUGUUGGAUAUACACAGGAAGUUACUGAUGCCAACAGAUCAAUACUUACAAAACAGAACUCAAAAAGGUCAAAGUCAAGAAUUAGGAUUAGGUAUUCUGGGGGAUUCUUAUGAUAACGAAUACAGGUAUCAUAAUGGUAAGAACAACGCAAAGUUUUUUGAAAAUCUAUUGUACAUCACAAGGCCAAUAUUUAUGCCCUCUACACAAAAGACUUUGAGUAAUGGGUUGCAGCAUCCUUACACUGGAUUUACCAUUGAGGAUAUUGCAAGUAUAAUCAAAGAAUACUAUUGGAGAGAGCCCUCUUCCAUAGUCCAGCCGAACAAGUUAACAAUUGAACCAGGCCAGCACUCGUCUACGCCUGCAUCUUCUACACAAAGAAUGACAAAAUCCAAAUUAAAACCACUAAGAACAAAUAGAAGCAGUUCUACAGCAUCGAUCACAACACCCAAUGAGUUGUAUGAAAAAUUUGAUGAAUUGAAGAUCAGAGAAAUCUCACUAGAUUUGUUUACAUUUUUCGUGAAAUGUAUGAACAUGUUGAAGAAAGAUUUUGAUAUGGAAAGUGGGGAUGAAGAAGAGUUAAGAACACCUUCGCCAUCUAAAGUAAAUAAUUCUUCAAGUGUCAUUAAGCAAUGGUUGAUUUUAUCGACAAUUUGGAUCUAUUUCAACAAGAAAAUACGAUUCGCUUUGAUAGGAAUAUUCCAACCACUACAACACCUUUUUCAUGAGAUUUCUUCGCAGGGCUUACGAUCUAAUAUAAUUAUCGAUGUUGAGAUAGAAAACACAAUAUUAUUGGCCUUCCGUGAUGUGAUAAUACAUCCAUUCUUGCUACAACACAGUAUGAUAAAUGAGUCGUUCGAAGUUUGGGUAGAUUCCAACGAUAAAGUUAACAAUUCUCAUCCAGCUUUAACAAAUUCAGAAGAGCAGACCAUGCUUUCUUCACAUAAAGAAUUGUUAGACAAUUUGAUAGAAUGCUUUGGGGAAGUAUUAUCCAAUACUAGACUGCACACUCCACAUGCGGAUAGCGAGCAGUCUUUCAAAAAUCAACUAUUCGAGAAAGCAUUUGCAUGGCUCAUAAAAUUGAGAUAGAAAUGUUCUUUAGUUUAUCAGGACCAAAAAUGACGAAUAUUUACUGCUUCAAUAUUAGGAAGUACUAAUUUAUUUAAACAGACGUAUUGCAUAGCUUUGUCAAUCUGUCUAAUACUCGAUGACAUUUUGCAGGUGAUCGCUCUUUAGUGUACCGAUUUUGUAGAUUAAUGAAAAGAUAAACUAAAAGUACUAGAAAAGAAGAGAAAUAAAUAGUAGCCA
Molecule: messenger RNA, 2120 nt
Organism: Suhomyces tanzawaensis NRRL Y-17324
Lineage: Eukaryota; Fungi; Ascomycota; Pichiomycetes; Serinales; Debaryomycetaceae
Exons: 1
Coding region: 39-1901 (620 amino acids)
Source: RefSeq, a predicted model, not a curated record